Molecule: messenger RNA, 324 nt
Organism: Cooperia oncophora
Lineage: Eukaryota; Metazoa; Nematoda; Chromadorea; Rhabditida; Trichostrongylidae
Source: the annotation of a GenBank genome assembly
UUGGACUUCUACGUGACGUGUGCUGUUUGUACUAAGACAACUCCACAAAAUCUGCAAAUUAUUCGCAAGAACUGUCAAAAGGUUUACGCAUCUCCCAGCAGGAGGAGCAUGGAUAAUAAAGGUCUAAGCGAAGAGAUUACAUACCCAAAACUCUACUUUGCUGUCGAUGCUUUCGAAGAGGUUCGUUUUCACUUUUGCUCAAUACCAGAAUAUCAAACGCUUCAAGAAGAUUAUUCCAUCAAAAACAGCACUGGCAGAAACACGAUUAUCUACUACUGCCAUUUAGUAGUUACCAUAAAUGGUAAGAAAAGUACUAUGGGUUAA